Molecule: messenger RNA, 3797 nt
Organism: Calliphora vicina (urban bluebottle blowfly)
Lineage: Eukaryota; Metazoa; Arthropoda; Insecta; Diptera; Calliphoridae
Gene: ASPP
Product: Ankyrin-repeat, SH3-domain, and Proline-rich-region containing Protein
Exons: 8
Coding region: 441-3644 (1067 amino acids)
Biological process (GO): regulation of apoptotic process
Cellular component (GO): nucleus
Molecular function (GO): p53 binding
Source: RefSeq, a predicted model, not a curated record
AAAAAAAAGAGAAAAUUUAAAUAAAAAAAGAAAAAUUUACUUUAAGUAAAUAAAAUAAAUAAAUAAAUAAAAUUACAAAAAAAAAAUCAAACAAACAAACCCAAGAGUUUGUUUAAAAGUGUGAAAUUUAAAUAAAAUCAACAAAUAAAAAUCUUGAAAAAAGAGGUGCGCGCGCCUGCUCUUUGUUGGCCGAGUGUUGUUUUUAUGUGAAAUAAAAGUGAUUUAAGAUUUCAUACGGCAAAGAAAAAAAAUUUAAAAUUCAAUACCUGUCUUCAUUAUUUAGUGUUUUUUGUGUUGCCUUGUGCCGCUGCUGCCAUCACUAACUGACGUUCAGACAACAUAUUUCUACUUCAUUGAGAGCUGUUUUGUACGUUUUUGGAUUUUAAUUGUGAUAAAUCGCUUUUUACAUGUUGUAAUCGCUCUCUUAGUUGCGUCAUGGUAUGAAGGAACCGACGACUAACAACUUGGACGAUAUUGUGCCUGGCAGGCUGACGUCAGCCGAAUUAAGGGCGAUGGCACUACGUCAACAGCAACAAAUUGAUUCACAACAUCAACUGUUGGCCACAAAGGAGCAACGUUUACGGUUUCUGAAACAACAAGAGGUACGAAAUGCUGUUGCCAAUGCUGAGGGUGAACGUUUGCGGCGUUUACGUGAGCGUGUCGAGGCUCAAGAAUCGAAAUUAAGACGUUUACGUGCUUUAAGAGGUCAAGUUGACUUGCAAAAGACCUACAAUGUUACACUGAGCAACGAUUUAGACUCCAUACGAGCGUUAUUCAGUGAAAAAGAAAAAGAAUUAAGUUUGGCAGUGGCCAAAGUAGAAGCUCUUACUAGACAAUUGGAAGACUUAAGACGAGAUCGAAGAUGUCCCAUAAAUCUUAUAAAUGGUGGCAGUACAACCGGUCAACCGUUGCCGCCUCAAGCCUCCCGGGAAUUGGAAAAAUUAAGAAGAGAAUUGAUGUAUCGAAAUCAAUUGUCAUUGCAACAAGAUGCACGUCUCCACUUACAACGAGAAGCCUUACAACAAAGACAAGCGGAAUUGCGAUCUGUCGAUCAAAGAAUUUAUGAGUUGCAAACACGUUUGCAACGCAAAAAAGCCGCCAAUGUACAAAACAAUCAACAAAAUAUGAGUCCACCGCAUUUAAUGCAACAGGUACAACAACAGCAACAAAACACACAACAAGUACAACAGCAGCAGCAGCAACAGCCACCUUCUAGCCAAAAUCACAACUCUUACAGCAGUAGUAAUAGCACUAGCAACAACAACAAGAGCAAUGAUAUAAACUAUCCUACGAAUGUGGCACCCAAAACAGGUGUAGCAGCACUCAAGCAGCAACUGCUGCAGAAACAAGCCAAUCAGGCAGCCGCCAAUGGCCAGGCUUACAACAAUAAAUUCGCAAACAUUAUAAAUCGUGGUGAAAAUCGUAAUAUACCACGUGGAAAUGUGGCCGCCGUAGAGCCCUACAUACACACACCUCAAAAGUCCACCAUCACACCCACCUCCUCCUAUUUGGGUAACAUUUUGAAGCAUGCUGCGGCGACAGCCAACACAAACCAACAAAAUCAGCUAAUACAAGAUCAUGCCCAUGUCAAGCUGACUUUGACCCAUGGCAAUAAUGCGGGCUCUAACACCAGCCCCAAUUUCUUUACAGCCGAGAGUGAUGAAUCAAAAUUGGCCAAGAAAAUGUUAACGGCUGCCAUCACCAACAAGAACACUCUCAGCAACGAGCAACAUAAUCAAACGAACUCUGAACCACCCAAGGUAGAUACUUCGCAUCAUAUUUAUGCGGAGGUGGGUCCAAAGAAACGGGACCUGGUCAAAGAAGUUGCAGCAAAUUUAGAAGCUCAAACUAACCCCAACGCUAACUCAACGCAACAAGCUACCAGCAAGAUUCCCAAAAGUAUAGCAUCCAAUAGCUCAGCCUCGGCGCUGAUAAGUAAAUUGAAUAGUGCCACGACGGCAACAUCUCACAUACCACAAAGGGAAAAGUCGGAUUUGGAAAAGAAAACUGAUAUAUCGGUUACUAGUGAAACGCUAUUGGAGAAGAAUGCCCAUCAGUUAACAGUGCACAGUAUGCCUUUGGGAACGGCCAAUAAAUCGGUGGCUACGGGUGUGGCCAAUGCCAUUUCUCCCACUUCCUCGAGCAACACCAACACCUCCAAUGCAAACUCGAAUGAAAAAUCGAAAAACUCAGCUGCUGGCAGCCUAGUUGUUCCUCCACGUAAACCCAUAAGUAGCGUGGCGCCCACAUCUGUCACUAGUGCCAUACCGAAAAUGAUCACCUACAGUCCCAAGGUGAAUAGAGUGGCGCCAAAUGUGGUGUGCUCUACAGCUACACCACUAAGCAGCUCCAAUAGUAACAACAAUAACAAUAAUAGUGAUAGACCAGCCUUGCCACCGAAACCCAAUAAAAUGUCACCAAACGAAGCGAACCAAGAAACCUCUACAAAUUCAACAAAUCCCUCGACGAAAAAGACCUCAGCAGAACAGCAAGCAGCUGCGUCUUCCAGCUCUUCUUCUUCAUUACCCCUACAAAAUAUCAAUGAUAAUUUGCCCAUCAAGGCCAAACCAUUGACCAUACGCAAACAACCGCUCUCCGAACAACCCCGACUAAAAUCUUCCUCUAACAUAACCAAACCCUCAAGUCAACAGCAAAACAACCGUAAACUGGAACUCAAUUCCGCCAAUGGUUAUCUGUUCAAUGAACGAAGAUCGAACAACAAUGAGCUUUCCUCGGAGACCAAUAGUGAGGCCAACUCCACACCACAAUAUUCUCCUAAUCUUCAAUCACAACAACAGCAGCAGCAACAACAACAGCAACAUGGUACACAUUCUCCCAACACUUUAUCACCUCAAUCGCAAAGCAGUGUUGACGAACCUGAUCGUAGUGAAAAUUCCAAUAAUUCACCUCUGGAGAAAUCCUCGCCCGAUAGUCUAAAGCGCAGAAUGCGUUCGUUGUCGGCCGGCAAUGCUACCACCAAUGCCAGCAAUGGCAAACCAAAACUAACGCGAAGAGUUAGUUUCGAUCCUUUGGCUUUGCUACUCGACGCCAGUUUAGAGGGUGAAUUGGAGUUGGUGAAGAAAACCGCCAUGCAGGUGCCCAAUCCUAGUGCGGCCAAUGAUGAGGGUAUAACAGCUCUACACAAUGCCAUCUGUGCGGGUCAUUUUGAUAUAGUCAAAUUCCUGGUUGAAUUUGGUUGUGAUGUCAAUGCCCAAGAUUCAGACGGUUGGACACCUUUACAUUGUGCUGCCAGCUGCAAUAAUUUGGCCAUGGUUAAGUUUUUAGUGGAAAAUGGUGCCUGUUUGUUUGCCGCCACUUUGUCGGAUCACGAGACGCCAGCGGAGAAGUGUGAAGAAGAUGAAGAGGGUUUCGAUGGCUGCUCAGAGUAUUUAUACAGUAUCCAAGAAAAACUUGGCAUACUUCAUAAUGGUGAAGUAUACGCUGUAUUCUCGUACGAGGCCCAAAACAGUGAUGAAUUAACCUUCAAUGUUAAUGAUCAUUUAAUCAUUUUACGCAAAGGUGACGAUGCUGAAAGUGAAUGGUGGUGGGCUAAAAAUGAACAAAACGAAGAGGGCUACGUGCCAAGGAAUCUGUUGGGACUCUAUCCUAGAGUGCCGCCUCAGACAACCAACUACACUGAUUAGCAGUUAAUCAGAUUUUGUGUAUUGAAAAAGAAAGCGGGACGUCUAAUACAAAAGCACUAUGUAUCAAAAUUUUUGUAAUGAUUUAUUAAAUGUUUUUUUGUGUUUUGUUUAACUAUUAUUUACUUUAUGAUUUCAAAAAAUUAACAUUAACAU